CUGGGACUAGGCUUUUCCGGAAGGAGCGGCUCGGCGUCGGGGCUAGGCCGGUAUUCUAGGCCCAAGCCCAGGCCCAGGCCUGUGUUCCAGGCCGUUGCUCAGAGACAGGCCGCUGGCCGCUGCGACACUCUAGGUACAGCGGAGGACGCAGCGGGCCGUUCGCUGAGGUGUCCGGACCCGCCGCCGAGCGGGCCGUGUAGCCACAGUACGUGGCGGCGCCUCUUCCUUGCCCGAAGCGGAACUGCUGAAGGAGCGGCAGCGCAGGCCGGACGAGGUGAACCAGGUCAUUUAACCACCUUCAGGUGAUGAAUCAUCUGUCUAAUAAUCAGAUUUGAGGUCCACAGCCCUUUGUGGUCCUGCUACAGGGCGAUUUUCAGUGGAUGACUGACUGGCGUGGCCUGAGGGGUGCCGCAGUGACUGCCUUCCCUUGAUAAGGAAACGAGCUUUCUGUUCUUUGUGGACACCUCGUUGCCUGUAAAACAUUCCGGUUAUAACUUCUUUAUCCGGCUUGCAUCUCUGUGCAAGAGCAAAGCUUUCACAUGAAAGUGUCCCUUGGUAACGGCGAAAUGGGCGUCUCUGCCCAUUUGCAGCCUUGUAAGGCAGGAACCACACGCUUUUUUACCAGCAAUACUCACAGUUCGGUGGUACUGCAAGGCUUUGAUCAGCUUAGAAUAGAAGGAUUGCUUUGUGAUGUGACCCUGGUACCAGGUGAUGGAGAUGAAAUCUUUCCUGUUCACAGAGCUAUGAUGGCGUCUGCUAGUGAUUAUUUCAAAGCCAUGUUCACAGGUGGAAUGAAAGAACAAGAUUUGAUGUGCAUUAAGCUUCAUGGGGUGAACAAGGUUGGUCUGAAGAAAAUCAUUGAUUUUAUUUAUACUGCAAAACUUUCUCUUAAUAUGGACAAUCUUCAGGACACACUUGAAGCUGCUAGCUUUUUACAAAUAUUACCCGUUUUGGAUUUCUGUAAAGUAUUUCUUAUAUCAGGAGUCUCUUUGGAUAACUGUGUUGAGGUUGGACGAAUUGCUAACACCUACAAUCUUAUAGAAGUGGAUAAAUAUGUUAAUAAUUUCAUCCUGAAGAACUUUCCUGCUCUAUUGAGUACUGGGGAGUUUCUAAAACUCCCUUUUGAACGGCUUGCAUUUGUGCUUUCCAGUAAUAGUCUUAAGCACUGUACCGAACUUGAACUCUUUAAGGCAGCCUGUCGCUGGCUAAGGUUGGAAGACCCUCGGAUGGAUUAUGCUGCAAAAUUAAUGAAGAAUAUUCGAUUUCCACUGAUGACACCACAGGAUCUCAUCAAUUACGUGCAGACAGUAGAUUUCAUGAGAACAGACAAUACCUGCGUGAAUUUGCUUUUGGAAGCUAGCAAUUACCAAAUGAUGCCAUAUAUGCAGCCAGUGAUGCAGUCAGAUAGAACUGCCAUUCGAUCUGACUCCACUCACUUGGUUACAUUAGGAGGAGUUUUGAGGCAGCAACUGGUUGUCAGUAAAGAAUUACGGAUGUAUGAUGAAAGGGCACAAGAAUGGAGAUCUUUGGCCCCAAUGGAUGCUCCCCGUUACCAGCAUGGUAUUGCUGUCAUUGGAAACUUUCUUUAUGUAGUUGGUGGUCAAAGUAAUUAUGAUACAAAAGGAAAAACUGCUGUUGAUACAGUUUUCAGAUUUGAUCCUCGGUAUAAUAAAUGGAUGCAGGUUGCAUCAUUAAAUGAAAAGCGCACAUUCUUUCACUUGAGUGCCCUCAAAGGACAUUUGUAUGCAGUUGGUGGGCGCAGUGCAGCUGGUGAACUGGCCACAGUAGAAUGUUACAACCCAAGAAUGAAUGAGUGGAGCUAUGUUGCAAAAAUGAGUGAACCCCACUAUGGUCAUGCUGGAACAGUAUAUGGAGGCUUAGUGUAUAUUUCAGGAGGAAUUACCCAUGACACUUUCCAAAAUGAGCUCAUGUGUUUUGACCCAGAUACAGAUAAAUGGAUGCAAAAGGCUCCAAUGACUACAGUCAGAGGUCUGCAUUGCAUGUGUACAGUUGGAGAUAAGCUCUAUGUCAUUGGUGGCAAUCACUUCAGAGGAACAAGUGAUUAUGAUGAUGUUCUAAGCUGUGAAUACUAUUCACCAACCCUUGACCAGUGGACCCCAAUUGCCGCCAUGUUAAGAGGCCAAAGUGAUGUUGGAGUUGCCGUCUUUGAAAAUAAAAUCUACGUUGUUGGUGGAUAUUCUUGGAAUAAUCGUUGUAUGGUAGAAAUUGUCCAGAAAUAUGACCCAGAAAAAGAUGAGUGGCAUAAAGUUUUUGAUCUUCCAGAGUCACUUGGUGGCAUUCGAGCUUGUACACUCACAGUUUUUCCACCUGAAGAAAACCCUGGGUCACCUUCUAGAGAAUCACCUCUUUCAGCACCUUCGGAUCAUUCUUAGGUCUAAGGUGUAACACCUUUUCAGUACAUCAUGGGUGAUCUAAUACUUCCCCUUCAGUUGUAUCUUCUUACAGUGAUUGGUACAGUUAUUAGAUAUAAAGGUAACUGAUGUUAUUCGUCUUGUAUGGCUUUUAGUAUGUUUAUCAAGUGGCUAACAUGCAUUCUGAAAAUGUAUUUAACAUAGCUGUUUUAACAAAUGACAAAAAGAUGUAGAAAAAUGUUUAGAUGUCUUUUUGUGAUGUUAUAUAAAAUUGUAGAUGACUGUGGUAAAUGUGUAAUUAUGUCCAUUAUGCUUCAAAGUUGAGUUUUCAUCUUUGACUCCAAAAUGUCAGAGGGAGGCCGCUCUAACCUCAGAAUAAUGAAAGGUUGCCAAGUAUUAAUACUAGUUACCUCCCUCUUUUCAUAGUUUUUGACAUGUCUGUCAACUUACUCGAUUGUGUGGUUGCAUUCAGAAUAUUUGAAGUUUCUUACGUAGACAGAAAUAAUAAAAAUAUUAACUAGGAAAAAACAGUAUAGCACCAAGCCAGUAUUUGGUAUCUCUCUCUAGAGCGAGCAAGAGAGGGAGAAAGGAGGAAAAAUACACAUAAUACAAACGUACAUGCAUACACACAUACAUACAUAUGUAUACACACACACAAUUUGAAAACUGGCACUUCAACGAUGCUGAAAUUGUUUUUAAAUUUAAGUUUCUUUCUUCCACAAAGCAGCUGUUUCUAUUCAAAUGGGAAUUCAGUACCAGAGAAUAAAUGUCUAUAUAGUCAUACUGAAUUUAGAUAGAUAAGGGCUACAGCAUACUAAAUCAACAACCAAAUUUGUCAUGUGACUAAACCGUUAACUUCAGAUGAAGCUUUUUUCUGCUUGUGUAAAAUACACAAGAGUAUUUUUACACAGAUUGGUAAAGUUCAGGUUUCAGAGAACUGCUUUUGUGCAGAAAAUUUAGGUUCUUUUUUCCACCUUUUUGGUCAGUAAAACUUAAUGAAAAAAGCAAGGAAAAAAGUAUUCUGAACAAAGCUAUAGGGUUUCAAGUUCAGCCUCCCAACUUAGUCAUCCUAACAUGAUUAUUUUGCGAUUUGGGGUGAUUGCCCUGGUGCUGUUCCAGUCCGUGUGCAUCCUGAGCUGUGUGAUCUGCCUCGAGGCUAUGAUCUGAGCAAGCAGGAGAUACAUUUUCUUCUGCAUCAAGUGAGGAAAAAUGUGCUUUUGGCCAUGUCUCAAAGACAGGACUAACUUCAGAUUCCCAAAGAAGCCAGUUACAGAGCCUCUGGAACACUGUGGUCUUACAAGCAGUACUAAAAUCAACCUUCAGCCUCUUCAAUACCAAAGGUAUCCCUACUGGUUAAGAACCACAUGGUAAUUUUUAAUGGGACUUUUAUCAGCAAAUGGAGUUACAGGAAUUCUCUGUAAUGAGUGAUUCUGAAGAGGUACUUUCCUGGAAUAAUUGUCUACCUGAAGAAAAAAAUUUUAUAUAUACAUUGUGUGUGACACACACACGCACACACGCGCGCACACACACACACACACACCCCUAUACCUGGAAGAUUGUCAGAGUGUAAAUCAGGAACAACUUUCUCUUUAUUGACAAUCCCAUAAUAAAACUCAGGAACCAAGGCAAAAUGAAUUGGCUUCUAGGGGUCUGAACCUUACUGCCCAUACAAGUGUUGAUUCAUUUUAAUACUUUUUAUGAUUUCUGCAUUGGCAGAAAUUUUCAUACUUUCUAUGUUUUUUUAAUUACUCAGUUUUUUAUUACUAAAAAUAGCACAUUUGAGUACAUUUGAAAAGUAGAGAAAUUAGAAAUUAUUAACUAUUGAAUAAGCAAGAAGUGCAUCAUAAUCCUUUGAUUAUUAAUGAGGUUGAAUAUUUGUGUGUUAUGGGUAGCUGUGUUUCUUUGACCAAAUGUUCCUGUCCUUUUGCCCUUCUGUUAUCUGUUGGAGUUGCUUUGCUUUUCGUAUCAAGUUAUAGGAUCUCUUUAUAUAAUAAAUGUAAUUUAACUUGCAUUUGCUUGCAUUUAUUUCUUCCCUCAAUCUAUUGUAGUUUUACAAAGGCAACGAUGUUCAGUUAAUUUUUGAGAUCAAAUUUGUCUUUUUUUUUUUUUUUUUUUGAGACAGGGUCUCACUGUUGCGCAGUCUGGAGUGCAAUGGCACAAUGUGUGCUCACUGAAACCUCUGGCUCCCAUGUUCAGGCGAUUCUCCCACCUCAGCCUCCCGAUUAGCUGGGAUUACAGGCAUGUACCACCAUGCCCAGCUAAUUUUGUAUUUUUAGUAGAGAUGGGGUUAGGGGAUAAUUUUGAUAUGGCUUAUUUUUUAUGUAGUAUUUCAGUGCUUAUUCUGACAUAUCAAGGUGGUACUGCCCUGCCUCUAUUUUGUACAAGCUUUUCCUUUUAUUGAAAAAAUACUUUUUAUUACGUCUUAUGUCUGACCCUGGUACUUCCUAUUGAAAUAAGUAUUGCUUUACCAGGUAAACUGCUCUAUCUACAUCCCCCACCUCUAGCUUCACACACCCUGCCUCUCAUUUUUUUACUUUCCUGUAUUCUGCAGUUGACAGUUCUCUUGGUAAUCAUACAGGUAGCUGACUAAUGCUAUGCUAAUACAGGUUGAGCAGCCCUAAUCCAAAAAUCCAAAUUGCUCCAAAAUUUAAAACUUUUUGAGGGCCAACAGGAUGCCACAAGCAGAAAAUUCCACACCAGACCUCUUGUGACAGGUUACACUCAAAACAGUGAAGACUUGUUUCAUGCACAUUAUUAAGACUAUUAUAUAUAAUUACCUUUGGACUACGUGUCUAAAACGUGAAAUAUAACUGAAGUUUUAAGUAAUAUUGUUUAGACUUGGGUCCCUCCCCAGGAUACGUCAUGUACGUGCAAAUAUUCCAAAAUCCAAAACACUUCUGGUCCCAAGCAUUUCAGAUAAGGGAUAUUCAACCGGUACUGCUAUUAAAUCUGGAGUUCCUUAUAGAGAGAAAUUUUAGGUGGUUGAAAUGAUUAAAUGGAAAGAUUUAUUUUCAUAAGCUGGUAAUUUUUUAAAGAAAGUUCAGACUGGAAAAUUGUUUAGAGGAUAAAAACUAAAAGCACAUAAAGCAUUCUGUUAACAUUUCUUGUUUUAAUUUUUCUGAUAAGUAUUCAAAAAUUAACAUUUGUUAGCUUUUUUGAUAUGUCUAUUAUAGAAAAUACAGGAAAAUAAAAGCAAACAAA
Nomascus leucogenys (northern white-cheeked gibbon) is the source of this 5573-nucleotide messenger RNA. It is a transcript of the gene KLHL9, whose product is annotated as kelch like family member 9. Gene Ontology annotation, cellular component: Cul3-RING ubiquitin ligase complex. Gene Ontology annotation, molecular function: ubiquitin-protein transferase activity; cullin family protein binding. Gene Ontology annotation, biological process: regulation of cytokinesis; protein ubiquitination. Lineage: Eukaryota; Metazoa; Chordata; Mammalia; Primates; Hylobatidae. The record is from RefSeq and is a predicted model, not a curated record.